ACGGGAGCAGGAACUGGGAGAGAAGGGCCAGCACUUCCCUGCGACAGGUGGACCUGCCCCCAAAAGCAGGGGGGGGGCAAGUAGUCUGGCAGAAUGGAGACCCCCCCCCAGCAGCAGCAGCAGCAGCAGGGCUUGGUGAAAGGAAGCCCUGCUUCUGAGGGGUGUGUGGGGGAUGGGUGCCUGCAUUUCUUCAGAAGGAAGCUUCCUUUGUCCGAGUGGCACCACCAGAUAAGUAGAAGAGGGGGAUGCGCCCAGCGCUUGCCCCUAGAAGAAGGGUCCAUGCACAGCUCUGUCAAUGAGCACUUGCCCUGCAUGCAGAAGGCCCUAUAAGUACAUGAGAAGAGCCUGGCUGCAGGAUCAGGCCAAGGAUCCCUAUCUAGUCCAGCUUCCUGUUCUCACGGUGGCCAGGCAGACGCCCCCUGGGAAGAAGCCCACAAGCAGGACUUGAGGGGCACCACCGCCCUCUCUGCCCAUCUGCGAUUUCACAGCAGGACCUCCUGUUGCCACAGGGCCCAGGGCUGCGGAAGAGAAGGCAACCCAAGUCCCCGCAGGGUUAAAGCUGGCAGGGUAUGAGGCUGCCUUGCCCAUCACGGAGAAGUCCAACCCCAUCACCCGGGAGCUGGACAAGGCAGACGCUGCGCAGAUCGUCCAGCUGCUCAGAGACUGUGAUGCAGAAAUAUUCCAGGAAGACGACGAAGCUCUGGUCAACUACAAGAGGCUGUACAGCGAGUCAGUGCUGAAGACCAUGGUGGACAUAAUUGCCAAAGUGCAGGAGGUGCUGAAGGAACCAGACAACACGCUCAUUGUGCUGAGUGGAGGGGGAGCCUCUGGCCGGAUGGGCUUCCUCAUGGCGGUAUCCUUUAACAUACUCCUGAAGGGGUUGGGGCAGCUGCCCCAGUACACAUAUAUAAUUGCUGGGGGGGACAGGUCUCUUGUAGCAUCCCUGGAGGGCCCUGAGGACAAUGCGCUGCUGGGUAUUGAGGACCUAAACAAGGUCUGUGAAGGGAAGAAGAAGGUCAUUUUCUUUGGGAUUUCAUGUGGUUUGUCUGCUCCCUACGUGGCUGGGCAGCUGGAUUUCUGCAUGAACAACUUGGACAUCUAUGUCCCAGUUCUGGUGGGAUUCAACCCAGUCACCAUGGCCAGGACAGACAAGAUUGAGGGUUUCCACUCCACCUUCCGGCAAGUGGCUGAGAGGAUGGAGAAGCUGCAGGAGACCCACCAGGCCUUCAUCCUCAAUCCUGCCGUGGGGCCUGAAGGGCUCACUGGCUCAUCCCGCAUGAAGGGCGGCAGCGCCACCAAGAUCCUUCUGGAAACUCUGCUCCUGACUGCACACAAGACAGUCUCCAAGGACAGCGAGAUCUCAGAGAAGUGUCUUCUGGAAAUCCUCCGCACCUACGAACGGGCCCACAAAGUCACCUAUGGUCAGAGCAAGAAGAUUGCUGCCCUUGUGAAGCAAGCAGGGACCAGCACAAUCUCUGCCUCUCUCCGCCGCAGCCUACAGAAGAAGGCUUAUGUCUACCUGGUCGGCUGGCACACCCUGGGCAUCAUCGCCAUCAUGGAUGGGGCCGAGUGCAUCCCCACCUUUGGGGCAGACAUCAACGAUGUCCGGGGCUUCCUCAUUGGGGACCGCAGCGAAAUGUUCAACAGAGAGGCUGAUCUGAUUGCACAGGGCCCCAAGUUUGCUUUCUCUGAAGAAGAUUUUGUGAAAACAAUCCUCCCAUCAUUGACGGAGCUGGAUACCGUCCUCUUCCUUUUCACAGUGGAUGACAACCUUGAUGAAGUGGAGAAGUUGGUGGUUCAGGUGAAGGAGAGGACCUCCAAUGUGCAAGCCCUUUCUCAUGCCACAGUUGGGCAAUACCUGCCGGCCUCACUCAAGAAGCUCUUCCCCUCCAUCAUCAGCAUCAUGUGGCCCAUCCUGUUCCUGGAGUAUGAAGGCAAGUUCAUCCAGAGGUUCCAAAGGGAGCUCAGCACCAAGUGGAUCCUGAACACAGUCAGCACCGGGGCUCACGUACUGAAGGGCAAGAUCCUGCGCAAUUACAUGGUAGACCUGCGAGUGAGCAACUCCAAGCUCUUCUGGAGGGCAGUCAGCAUCCUGCAGAGGUUCUCAGGGCAUCCGCAUGCCAAGUGCCUGGAAGGUCUCCUGCAAACCAUCUAUGAUCCUGAGCCGCUCUCGGACGCUCUCCGCACAGCUCCAGUCUCCAAGCACAUUGCUGUAGCAACAGACAAGAGCAAGGUUGUACCCACAGCCCUGCUCUGCCUCCUGCGUAGCUGGUCGGUGCCAGAGGCCCGCGCCCGCCUGGAUGCUGCUCCCUCCCUCCGAGCUGCCCUUGAUGCUGCGCUGAAUGCUCCUGGAAGGAAGAGGGGGGCUGACAAGUCAGAACCUGAUGAGCAGAGCACAUAGGGGGGGACACUUCUUCCAAGGGGUCCCACAGCCUCAAGCCCCAGAUGGUCUUCCAAGCAGAGGCACUCAGCCUGAUGGGAGAGGCCUCAUCUGACACUGCCCUGCUGGUGCCGGCCAGGACAGGGAUCCUGCUCUGCCAAGAAACAGGUUCUUCUUCCCUUUGGGAGAUGGAUCUGUGUCUCUGGGGAAUGCCUUUUUUUGCCCCCUGUCUGGGUGGGCCUUGCCCCAAAACGACUCCCUUGUCUCAGGAGCUGCCAUGCCAUGCCAUGCCCCUCCAUGCCCCCCCACCAUUGGGCUGCCGUGCUAGAGUGGGUUGUCAGCCUUUCCUGCCAACCCCUCCGAUCUGUGCUUUCUCCUUGCCAGCUCACAUCCCUGGCACUGCCACCUGUGCCCUCUGCUGCGAGGCUGGCUGGCUGGUGGACCAUGGUGUGCUACUAGGGAGACAGGAAGGGCUUCAGAUUCCCAGCCUGUGCUUCCACGGCCACCAGCACCCAGCUAGGCAGCGCAGACUGGGCACCAUCCACCUACAGAUUGAGCCCAAGCCAGGUGGGUCAUGAAAUGACUUGGGGAACCUUGCAAGGCUCACAGCAGAUUGUCUGUGGUGCCUGUAGUCAGCAUAUGCUGGCAGUGUCAUUGUGUGGCCUGGUGGGAUGAGGGGCACGGCAGGUGGGUUGGGGGUAAAGGGCCUGGGUCCACCCUGCCCCCUGGAGUCCCUGCCCCUUUCUCUGUCUCAGUGCAUGAGGUUGGCACAGCUCAUUUCCUUCCUUUCUGCCCUGAAGCCGGAGGUUGACUGUGUUGCUCCUCCUGUCUUUGAUGGGAAACCAGCUGGCGAGUUCUGGUCUCCUCUCUUUUUGUAAUAAAAGAUGUGUCUGUGGACUGGGUGUCCUGUUCUUGCUUGGUUUGGGGUGGGGUGGGUGACUGGAGUGCUCAGGUUCUAGAAAAACAUCCUGAACCACCUGCAGGAAUCAGACUAUAAUCUCUCUCCCCAAAUACACACAACAUGCAGACCAUGAACUCUGAGGGAUCCACGUGGCAAAGGAAUGCUUCGAUAUGGCCUAGCUUGACCUCUCACUUGGAUGGAGCAUGUGCCCUGGGAUGGCGUCAUGGGUGGCCUUGACUGCACCCCACCCCAGCGAGUAUCCCUCUUCGGCUGGCCCGGAAAAGUGACCCUUGCUCCUGUGCAAAUGUACACAAAGGGAGGUGCAUGUGGCUGCUGGGGGGUGUUUUGCUGUUCAGGAAAGGGAGAGGAUGGAAGCCGUGGCCUUAAGCUCCCUGUCAACAGGAAGUCACCCACCCACCCACAUUUGAUCAUUUAGAAUCAUCAGAGAAGGUGGUUCCUGCUGAGACAAUGGCUGGUUUGAGGUUUUGAGAAGAAAGACACUGGGCUGCUUGAUGGAUCCCCAAAAGAAACUGGUAGGCUAUUACACAGAUUGAAAGUUGGCAUUUGAUUUGUCCUGCUGCCCCCAGAUAACAAUGUGGCUGCAGCAUUCUAGACAAAAUGAAGUUUCUGAACUAUAUUCAUAAAAUGCAAUUAGUGCAAUUCAUCCUGGAGGUGACCAGAAAGUGAUUGACUGUGGUUGCCUCUGACUUCUCUAAGAUACAUCACUGCCAUACAGUUGGAAGUGGCAGAUACAUUCCUGGGAACUAUGGAAGAAAAAAUCCUUGUUAAAUCCAUCAGGACGUAAGAAGAGCAUGGCUGCUGGAUCAGGCCAAAGAGGGCACAUGGCUGGGUGUUGCGAGUCUACCAACAUCUGGAGGGCCACAUGUGUUCCUCUUAACCUACAGUAACACACCUGGUUACAAUUCAUAAACCUUGAGUUCUUUGCAUGGUUUAGGUUUGGCACUGGAGAUGGAAAUGCAAUCUCCUGUAUGGACAAGUCAAACCACAGUGUUUGCACUACCGAAGUCCCCCCCCCCCCAAGCCUGGGCAGUGCGUAUGUUGUCUUCUGCUGCCCAGAUGACGGCACCCCUCUCGGCCUCACUGAUUAAGGUGUUGUUCCAGGUGCCAUCCAACCUUGGUGGUGACUCCACUCCGUAUUUGUGUAGUGUUUACUCCUGAGCGUUUUCUUCUCUCAUAGAAUCAGAAAGUUGGAAGGGAACCAGGGUCAUCUAGCCCAACCCCCUGCAAUGCAGGAAUCUCAGCUAAAGCAUUCAUGACAGGUGGCCAACCCACGUGUUUAAAAACCUCCAAGGAAGGAAACUCCACCAUUGGAAGAUCUCCCCCAAGGCAGCAGAUGUUUACGAUAAGUUUUCCUUCUCCUAGAUGGGCUCUUCUGUCCAACCAGAGGCUACUUAGGAGCAACCCACAUGAAAGUUAGGGGCAAUGUGGGGGGUCGGUGCCCCCUGGGACUGGUAUGGCAGGAGGGAGGCAAGCAGUAGGGGGCGCCAGAGCCAAAGAGACUCCGCAGAACCAACUCAGACUACUUUUGCCCUUCUCCGCUGAGUUCUCCAAGGCAGACGCGAGCCGACAGCGCCACCCCAGGCGGGCCGGCGGGUGCAGACACAGCUCAGCUGCCCAAAGGACCUCCCGGGCUACAAGCCCCGCUCUUCCCCGCGGAGCCAGCCAGCCAGCAGCCGGCCCAUAGCUGUCAAGUUCUUCCUUUUUUAAAGGGAAAUUCCCUUAUGCUGAAUAGGCUUCCUCUCGAUAAAAGGGAAAACUUGACAGCUAUGAGCCGGCCCGUCGAACCGGAGCCCCGAGUGGUGAGGAAGCCCCGAUCGAUCCCGAGCAUCGCGCCUCCUCCCGUACGGGCCCGCCCGCCCGAUGCUUUUCUUCGUGUCCACUUGGGCCUGUAGUCUGGAGAGGCUCUCGGGCAGCUGGAAGGAGCCCCGCCCGCCCGCCCCUCC
Messenger RNA from Zootoca vivipara (common lizard), 5245 nucleotides. The record is from RefSeq and is a predicted model, not a curated record. NCBI's taxonomy places the organism in Eukaryota, Metazoa, Chordata, Lepidosauria, Squamata, Lacertidae.